Molecule: messenger RNA, 1746 nt
Organism: Rhododendron vialii
Lineage: Eukaryota; Viridiplantae; Streptophyta; Magnoliopsida; Ericales; Ericaceae
Product: agamous-like MADS-box protein AGL65
Exons: 13
Coding region: 322-1377 (351 amino acids)
Biological process (GO): positive regulation of transcription by RNA polymerase II
Molecular function (GO): DNA-binding transcription factor activity, RNA polymerase II-specific; protein dimerization activity; RNA polymerase II cis-regulatory region sequence-specific DNA binding
Source: RefSeq, a predicted model, not a curated record
UCUCAGUAUAAUUUUGGCCCUGGUCUAAACUUGGAGAAAACUCCACUUAUGGGCUUUAAGGCGGUUUCUAAACCAAACAGCCCAGCCCAACUUAACCUCUUAUGACUCCCUCCGACCGUCGGAAUCUCACAAACCCUGACCGUCCGGCGAUCCCACGGCACACGCUUCUCUCUCUCUCUCUUCACAUUUCCGACACCUCGCCGAUUCUCUCGCUCGUCUCAACACCCGCAAUCACAGCGUAGCCCUUCGCCCAGUCCUAUCGUUUGGAGUUUAGAGUGGUUGCAAACUGGAAAAUCUUCCGCUGGGUAUUCUUGAUUCAGUAUGGGGAGGGUUAAGCUAAAGAUAAAGAGGUUAGAAAGCACAAGCAACCGGCAAAUAACGUAUUCAAAAAGAAGGAAUGGCAUCUUGAAGAAAGCUAAAGAAUUAUCGAUAUUAUGUGACAUCGACCUUAUCCUUCUGAUGUUCUCUCCAACUGGGAAGCCAACAUUGGUCCGUGGGGAGCGCAGCAGCUUUGAAGAGGUCAUUGCGAAAUUUGCGCAGUUGACACCGCAUGAAAGGGAGAAAAGGAAGCUGGAGAGCCUUGAAGCACUGAAGAAAACUUUUAAGAAGGUAGACCAUGAUGUAAAUAUUCAAACGUUUUUGGGUCCAAGCACUCAAUCAGUUGAGGAAUUGUCCAAUCAAGUAAAGAUACUACAAGCUCAACUUUCAGAAGUUCACAAGAGACUGAGCUAUUGGAAUAAUCCUGACAAGAUUGGCAACAUUGAACAUCUUAGCCAAAUGGAAGACUCGCUAAGAGAAUCACUCAACCGUAUUCGGAUGCAAAAGGGAAGUUUCGCAAAGCACCCUCUUAUGCCCUUAGAAUGCACUAGCCAGUUCCAGAAUGGUAUGCAUUUACCCUUGAUGAUGGGUUCUAUGCAAGAAUCCCAAGCGUUGUCGUGGCUUCCAAAUAAUGAGAAUCAACAUAUGAUGUUAACUGGAGAGCCAAACUUUCUGCUUCCAAGAGAUAUGGAUUGCUCUACUGAUCCUUCACUUCCAAAGUAUUCCAGUUAUUUUGGAUCUGGCAAAACAGCAAUUGAUAGUACUAUACAAGGUCAUAAUACUGGAGUGGAAGAUACCACUGCAUGGUUGAGACUACAACUCGAUGAGCAAUAUCCAUACCCUUCGUAUGGUGGUCUCGAUUUGCCGGAUGCAAAGAAAUUGAAGCCUGAUUCAGAGAUGAACUUCCAAGGAAAUCCAUUUGAUUAUGAGAUUAAUAGCAAUUUUCAACUGCUAAGACGUAUGUGUGACGACGAUGUUCAUCACGCUUGGAUUCCUCCAUCUGAGCCUUUUACCACUUCCAUGCUCAAUGGCAACCCAUUCUCACAGCAACCAAAUUAAGUCCACAUCCCUUGCACCGUUCAUUGAGGCACCGAGAAUGGUACCCGCAAAACUCAAGUUGCACCACCACUGCCUUGCUUCGAACGGAGAGUUAUUGAUGAUGCCAUGUUUCACUUUGCAUCACUAUCAGAUGGAAAAAAACUCAUUUUUGCAGUACCGCUUGAUGGAGCCUGUGAUAUAACCCAAAAAUGAACUUGGUAAGCGAACUGUGAACCGUAUAGUGUAAGAUACAAUCAUACACGGUUGUAAGUUGGUCCAUGUAUUUCAUUUCUCACAUUAUUUGGCUGAGAAAGUUGCUUGUUGUUCGGUUGUCUGAUGUAAAAAAACACUCUAUACCACAAAAAUGAAACUAGUUACGCAAAAUAAUCA